AUGAGAGCUAUUCUAUUGCUGUGUCUGGUGCAUGCAGCCCUUGCUAAAAGAUUUCUCUGGUCGCCAACAGCGACUCCAGACACCGAUCCAUACAACGUGUGUGUCAAAAACCAGGGUUCCUGUGGCUGCUGUCUGAUGGUGAAAGAGAUAAACAGGCUGAUUAUGUACUUUAAAACAAUGCUGAAUAAGUUGGAGGAGGAAUACAUGCAAACAGAGCAACGUCUCCACAAUAUUAAAGCCAGCCGCAGUGCCUUCUCCGUCUCUUUAACCAAUGAAAGCAAUUUUAACUGCUUUGGCCCUUUCAAAGUCGACAAGCUCAUCCCCUACAAACAUGUCUUCAUUAAUCUGGGUGAUGGCUACAGUGUGGAGACCGGUAUCUUCACUGUUCCACUCUCGGGUGUCUACAGCCUCGCCGUCACCAUCUUCAGUGACGCCGGCUCUGCUGGUGCACUCUUGGCUGCCUGUGCCAGUCUGCAGGUUAACGACGAGGUGAUAGUCAGUGGCAGAGAAAAAAAUACCCACGACCAAGAGGACAGUUCCACUAUAGUUGUGGCUCGCAACCUGAAAGCCGGGGACAAGGUGGCUGUCAACCUGCCCAUUGGAUGUUUCCUCUGCGACGACAGCAACUAUAACACUUUCAGUGUUUUUCUGCUUUAUCCUACUGUAUAA
This is a messenger RNA of Cottoperca gobio, 669 nucleotides long. RefSeq names its product complement C1q-like protein 4. NCBI's taxonomy places the organism in Eukaryota, Metazoa, Chordata, Actinopteri, Perciformes, Bovichtidae. Gene Ontology annotation, cellular component: synapse. Gene Ontology annotation, biological process: maintenance of synapse structure. Bases 1 to 669 code for a protein of 222 amino acids. The record is from RefSeq and is a predicted model, not a curated record. Gene Ontology annotation, molecular function: protein binding. The transcript has 4 exons.